CAGCAUUCAAUCUGCCAUCUCAACAAAGGACCUUCUACUGAAACAGCUCUGCCUGACAGUCAACAAUGAAACACUGCCUUGGACCGAUGAGGGCUCACUCCGUCUGCUCUUCAAGAUACCUUGGACUCACCACCAUACUUUUUUUGGCACUUGCACCAUGGACAGAAGUGCAUUCCUGGUCUUAUCAUUACUCUAAUGCUACAAUGGACUGGAAUGCAGCUCGCGACUGGUGCAGGAGAUAUUUCACAGAUAUGGUGGCCAUUCAGAACCAGGAGGAAAUCGUUCACCUGAUGAACAUACUGCCGUUCAUGAAAACCUACUACUGGAUCGGGAUCCGCAAAAUCGACAACGUGUGGACCUGGGUAGGGACCAAUAAAAAGCUCACGGCGGAGGCAGAGAACUGGGCAGCAGGAGAGCCCAACAACGGUGGGAAUAAUGAGGAUUGUGUGGAGAUUUAUAUCAAGAGGCAGGCCGACCAGGGAAAAUGGAACGACGAGUCCUGUUUGAAAUUGAAAGCAGCUUUAUGCUACACAGCCUCCUGCCAGGCUGAUUCCUGCAGCGGUAACGGGGAAUGUGUGGAGACGAUCAACAGCCACAAGUGCCAGUGUUUCGAAGGCUUCAGCGGAGACAAGUGCGAAACUGUGGCGCAGUGCAAGGUGGUGGAGCAGCCUUCUCACGGCUACGCCCUGUGCUCGCACCAUUUUGGAAACUUCACCUACGGCUCCACCUGCGAAUUCCACUGUGAGGAGGGAUACCGCCUCCAUGGUUCUGCCACGACAAACUGCACGUCCACUGAGUUGUGGUCGGCGCCGCCCCCUAGCUGCAAAGUGAUGCAGUGUGAAGCACUGGUAGAGCCCCCGCAUGGCUCAGUGAGCUGCCAGCAUCCACUGGGCGACUUCAGCUUCCGCUCGGAGUGCGAGUUCGGCUGUGAGGAGGGGUACCAGCUGACCUCCUCCGGCAGGGUGCAGUGUGGAGCGCAGGGGCAGUGGAGUGACAGGCAGCCUCAGUGUGAAGCUGUGCAGUGCCACCCCCUAGAUGCCCCCCAGGGGAUCUCGAUGACCUGCUCCGACUCUGAUGCGAGGUUCAGCUUCGGCUCGACUUGCAGUUUCAGCUGCGCAGACGGCUUUCUGUUACAGGGCGUUGCCAGCCUCACCUGCACAGCAUCUGCGCAGUGGAGCGGGGGGAUGCCACAGUGUGAAGUGAUGCAGUGUGAAGCACUGGUAGAGCCCCCGCAUGGCUCAGUGAGCUGCCAGCAUCCACUGGGCGACUUCAGCUUCCGCUCGGAGUGCGAGUUCGGCUGUGAGGAGGGGUACCAGCUGACCUCCUCCGGCAGGGUGCAGUGUGGAGCGCAGGGGCAGUGGAGUGACAGGCAGCCUCAGUGUGAAGCUGUGCAGUGCCACCCCCUAGAUGCCCCCCAGGGGAUCUCGAUGACCUGCUCCGACUCUGAUGCGAGGUUCAGCUUCGGCUCGACUUGCAGUUUCAGCUGCGCAGACGGCUUUCUGUUACAGGGCGUUGCCAGCCUCACCUGCACAGCAUCUGCGCAGUGGAGCGGGGGGAUGCCACAGUGUGAAGUGAUGCAGUGUGAAGCACUGGUAGAGCCCCCACAUGGCUCAGUGAGCUGCCAGCAUCCACUGGGCGACUUCAGCUUCCGCUCGGAGUGCGAGUUCGGCUGUGAGGAGGGGUACCAGCUGACCUCCUCUGGCAGGGUGCAGUGUGGAGCGCAGGGGCAGUGGAGUGACAAUCAACCUAAGUGUGAAGCUAUGCAGUGCCCCCCCAUCGCCUUCCCGGAGGGAGUUACAGUGAGCUGUUCUGCUGACGAGCUCAGUUAUGGCUCCUGGUGCAACUUCAGCUGCAGCCGUGAUUUCAUCCUGCAUGGACCUGACAGCACCAUGUGUGGACCUUCGGGGAACUGGACCGACGAGGCGCCAUCCUGUCUAGCAGCCCAAAAGCUAUCGUUGACCCCAAUAUCAAUUGGAUUAACGGUCGGGGGAUCUGCCGGGUUGGCGGCAUUGACAGUCGCGGCUUGGCUACUGAAACGUCUGAGGCAAGGCAAGAAGUUCAAGCUCAGCAGCUCUACGGAUAAUGACGACGACGAGCCGCCACAGAGAUAUAAGAAUAGCCGUGAUAGCCUCAUUUAGAAUUCUAAUCUGUGCAGGGAUGCCGAGAAGAGCGACUUUAUUCUCUGCAUCGUGGUCCAGAACCAGUGUAUCAUUUUACACGCAGAAAUCAUGGGAAGAGCCCAGUGGGGAAAAGAAACCUGACCGUCACCUUAUGCUGGAUUAAAAGAACAAAAUAAAGUCAAGUAUAAAUAGAAUUAAACAACAUGGGUGUUCUGUACUCCCCAUGGGAGAUGCAAUGUUAAACACAUUUUUGUGUCUACUUUUUAAAAUUACUAUUAAUAUGGACUGUGUUAAUUAAAUGUUUAUACGUUUCGUACGGUGAUGCCAUUUUUUCUAAUGUACGAGAAGUUGUGUAUGCAAACAUUUUAAAAUAAACGCUUGAAUAUUUA
Molecule: messenger RNA, 2509 nt
Organism: Brienomyrus brachyistius
Lineage: Eukaryota; Metazoa; Chordata; Actinopteri; Osteoglossiformes; Mormyridae
Product: L-selectin-like
Exons: 15
Coding region: 66-2138 (690 amino acids)
Biological process (GO): leukocyte tethering or rolling; response to cytokine; heterophilic cell-cell adhesion
Cellular component (GO): external side of plasma membrane; membrane
Molecular function (GO): sialic acid binding; oligosaccharide binding
Source: RefSeq, a predicted model, not a curated record